This is a messenger RNA of Gossypium raimondii (Peruvian cotton), 1794 nucleotides long. Its product is annotated as putative disease resistance protein At3g14460. The transcript is spliced from 2 exons. The record is from RefSeq and is a predicted model, not a curated record. The coding region runs from base 1 to 1794 and encodes 597 amino acids. NCBI's taxonomy places the organism in Eukaryota, Viridiplantae, Streptophyta, Magnoliopsida, Malvales, Malvaceae.
AUGGUUAGAUUAUCUGAUAAGUCGAGAAUUGGGAAUUUAAAAUUGCAGUGGAGCAAAGACUUUGAGAAUAGAAGAGAAGAAGUCGAGAAAAAGGUGUUGGAUGGACUUCAACCUUCUAAGAAGCUCAUGGAGCUCAGCAUUAAGUUCUAUUGUGGUGAAAUGUUGGCAAAUUGGGUGGGCGAUUCGUCCUUCAAUUGUUUACAAUCUUUAUGCCUUGAUGAUUGUAGAAAUUUAUUGUCAUUGCCAUCAAUUGGGAAAUUGCCAUUGUUGAAAAAGGUACGUAUUAAAGGGUUGUCCAGUGUAAGGACUGUGGGAGUUGAGUUCUUUGGAGAGAAUACGACCAACACAUUUUCUUCAUUGGAGAUUUUAGAGUUUGUGGACAUGCUUAAUUGGGAGAAGUGGAACUUGUGUGAAGUUGAUGAGGAAGAUAGGAAAUUCCCUAAACUUCGUGAACUCUUUAUUGGAAAUUGUCCCUUAUUGUUAGAGAGGAUUUCCAAGUUUAGUUGGGCAGCAGAAUGCUUGAGGUUAAGAUCAAUAAAAGUGGAAUCGUUUGAGAUUGGUGAUUGUAAGGAGUUGUGCUCUUCUGGAGAUAACAAUUGGGGAUUGCUAACUCAGUCCAUAUCCCCCCAAGAUUUGAUAAUUGAAAAAUGUCCGCAACUUGUAUCCAUAGCAACAGAAGAGGAAAGAGAAGAAUUGAUGCAAUUGAAGAUUCCUUCUAGCAUUGUAAAUAUGAGAAUAGAGAAUUGUGAAAGGCUAGAAAAACUAUCGACAACCUUGUACUCUCUCGCAUUACUUAUGAAAUUAGAGCUUUACGGUUGCUCAAAAUUGAUUUCUAUUGCAAGGAGCAAUUUACCUUCGAAUCUGAAAGUGCUAGGCAUUCGAAGUUGUAAAAAUUUGCAAUGUUUGUUGUUGGAUGAAGGAGAGGAUGUUGACUCCAACAAUGCAUGUGUUCUUCAGGAGUUGGGUAUUUCCGAUUGUGAAUCUCUAAAGAGAAUAAAUAGAAGUGUGUUGCCCUCCACACUGAAAGUACUUCUGAUAAACGAGUGUCCAAAGCUAGAGUCCAUAUCCCAAGAAAUUCAAGAUAACUCUUCUCUUGAGUCUAUUGAAAUCCAUGUAUGUGAUAUGCGUAAGGGUUUACCUCAAGGAUUGAACAAGCUCAAGCAUUGCAAGAGUUUAUUCAUAGCUAAUUCUUCAAAUUUGAUUUCCUUAGCAGAGAGUGGUUUGCCCACCACAAGCCUUGAACUGCUCAGCCUUUGGUAUUGUAGACGUCUCCAAGCUUUGCCUGGGAAUAUGCACAGUCUCAACGCUCUAAAAGGAUUAGCAAUAUGGAAUUGUCCAAAUGUGGAAUCCAUUCUAGAAGAGGGGAUUCCUAGCAAUCUCACUUCGCUUACAAUUGGUGGACCCAAUAUCUGGAAGGCAAAACUUGAGAGGGAUUUGCAUACACUCACUUGUCUUAAAUCUCUCUCCAUAUCAAAUGGGUGUCCAGAUGCAGUGUCAUUUCCUCAAGAUGAGAUAGGAGUCACACUGCCCUCUUCUCUCACCAAUCUCGAAAUCUCGGAUUUCCCAAAACUGGAGAGCCUAUCCUCCAAUGGCUUUCGCAACCUCACUUCUCUCCAGUGCCUGACUAUCGCAAAUUGCCCAAACCUCAAGACUCUUCCGGGAAACAAUAUGCUUUCUUCGCUUUUGGAGCUAGAAAUCAGGAGGUGUCCAAUGAUGGAAGAACGGUGCAAAAGGGAUAAAGGACCUGAGUGGUCCAAAAUUACCCACAUACCUCGUGUUGCUUUUUGGAAAUAA